Lathyrus oleraceus (garden pea) is the source of this 1524-nucleotide messenger RNA. RefSeq names its product monooxygenase 2. The transcript has 6 exons. The record is from RefSeq and is a predicted model, not a curated record. Gene Ontology annotation, molecular function: FAD binding. Bases 159 to 1385 code for a protein of 408 amino acids. NCBI's taxonomy places the organism in Eukaryota, Viridiplantae, Streptophyta, Magnoliopsida, Fabales, Fabaceae.
UAGUAUCGAAUUUAAUCAUAGAGAAAUAUUUAAUCCAAGUGUUGAAUUUUUAUUAUAUAAUCCAGGUGUUAAAGUUUUGUCCUUAUUAUCAUCUUAUCUUAUUUAUAAGCAAGCUUGUGUCAACUGUAUUCUAAUAAAAACCUAGAGUUAACUUCGUGAUGGAAAGUGUAAUCGAAAAAGAUAUUGUGAUUGUGGGAGGUGGAAUCGCUGGCCUCACAACCUCCUUGGGAUUACACAGAUUGGGCAUUGAAAGUUUGGUAUUAGAAAGUUCAGAUGGUUUGAGAGUGAGUGGAUUUGCACUGACAAUAUGGGAAAAUGGUUGGAAGGCUUUGGAUGCUGUCGGUGUUGGAGACAUCCUACGCCACCAACAUAUACAGCUUCACGGGCUUGUAACUACAACUUUGAUUACGGGGAAACAAACAUCAACAACUUCCUUCAAGGACGACACAAGAAAGCAUGGACCCCAUGAGGUUCGUUGUGUUAGAAGGAAGUUAUUGUUGGAAGCCUUUGCCAAUGAGCUUCCAAGUGGAACCAUUAGGUACAUGUCAAGGGUGGUUGCUAUUCAAGAAUCUGGCUUCUCAAAGAUACUACAUCUUGCUGAUGGAACAACAAUCAAAACCAAGGUAUUGAUCGGGAGUGAUGGAAUAAACUCUAUAGUGGCAAAGUGGCUAGGCUUCAAUGAGGCUUCUCCCAUAGGAAGAUAUGCAACCAGAGGUUAUGUAGAGUUGAACAACACUCACCAGUUGGAACCAUUAUUCAUGCAAUACUUUGGCAAAGGUUUUAGAGCUGGAGUUAUUCCAUGUGAUCACAAGGGUGUUUAUUGGUUUUUCACAUGGACUCCUACCAUCAAAGAUCAUCAAAAUGGGUUAGCACAAGAGCCAGCUAAACUGAAACAAUAUGUGUUAAACAAGUUAGAAAAUAUGCCAAGUUAUGUUAGAUCUUUCAUAGAAAACACAGAGUUAGAUGCUUUUCAUUUAGCUCCAUUGAGACAUAGACAUCCUUGGGAGCUUAUAAUGAAAAAUAUUAGUAAAGGAAAUGUUUGUGCUGUUGGAGAUGCUUUACACCCUAUGGCACCUGAUCUUGCUCAAGGGGGGUGUAGUACUUUAGAGGAUGGGGUGGUUUUAGCAAGGUGCUUGGGUGAGGCUUUUUCCAAGAAUUUAAAGGAAGGAGAAGAAGAAUAUAAAAUGAUUGAGGAAAGUUUGAAGAAAUAUGCAAAGGAGAGAAGAUGGAGAUGCAUUGAUCUCAUUACUAGAUCUUAUAUUGUGGGUUCCAUUCAACAAAGUGGUUCUAAAUUGGUUAAUUUCUUUAGGGAUCAAAUUUUGGCUACAUUUCUAGCUGAUGAGCUGUUGAAGAAGUCAGAGUUUGAUUGUGGAGAAUUAAAAUAGCUCUAACUAGUGACAUUGUCAUCUUUCCAUGAUAAUAAACUUGUGUUCUUUACAUUUGAUGAUGAUGGGAAUUUCUUUUCUAUAUGGUUUGAUGUUGAUUAGAGAAUAAUAAUACACUCAAAGUCUAAAGAUGAACUUA